Lizanozyma spartinae is the source of this 1812-nucleotide messenger RNA. RefSeq names its product arginine--tRNA ligase. Gene Ontology annotation, molecular function: ATP binding; arginine-tRNA ligase activity. Lineage: Eukaryota; Fungi; Ascomycota; Pichiomycetes; Serinales; Debaryomycetaceae. Gene Ontology annotation, biological process: mitochondrial translation; arginyl-tRNA aminoacylation. Gene Ontology annotation, cellular component: cytoplasm; mitochondrion. The coding region runs from base 1 to 1812 and encodes 603 amino acids. The transcript has a single exon. The record is from RefSeq and is a predicted model, not a curated record.
AUGAGCACAUCUGUUAACACUAUUGAAAACAGCUUAUCUAAGUUGGGUUUGGAACAACCUGAAUCGCUCCCUGAAUCUCAUCCUACUUACAAUGUCGUUGAUGUAUUGAGAAAUUACAUCUCCAGUGAGUUGAGUCGUAUCUCUGGAGUUGAGAAAAAGAUUAUUUUCGAAGCUUUAGAUACUCCAGCUGUCUUGGAAAAGGGUGACUUGAUCAUUCCAAUUCCUAGAUUAAGAUUGAAGGGUGUUAACCCUAAGGAAAAGGCCGAAGAAUGGGCAAAGGAAUUCCAAGCAGGUAAAUACUUGAGUGAAGUUAAAGCUGAAGGUCCCUUUAUGCAAUUUUUCUUUGCAAAGGAUCUUUUGUUUAAUUUGGUCAUCAAGGAUACCUUAACUAGAAAAACUGAAUAUGGUUGUUUACCUUUAGGCCAAGGAAAGAAGGUUAUUAUUGAAUUCUCGUCACCUAACAUUGCUAAGCCAUUCCAUGCUGGUCAUUUAAGAUCAACUAUUAUUGGUGGGUUCUUGGCCAACUUGUAUGAGAAGGCAGGUUGGGAAGUUGUUCGUAUGAACUAUUUGGGUGAUUGGGGUAAACAAUUUGGUUUAUUGGCUGUUGGAUUUUCCAAGUAUGGUUCUAAAGAAUUGUUGGAAACUGACCCAAUUAACCAUUUAUUUGAAGUCUAUGUUAAAGUAAAUAAGGACAUCACUGAAGAAGGUGAAGAUUCACCCACCAAUGAAGCUGCUAAACAAUAUUUCAGAAGGAUGGAAGAUGGUGAUGAAGAGGCUUUGAAAUUGUGGAAGAAAUUCAGAGAGUUAUCUAUUGAAAAGUAUAUUGACACUUAUGCCCGUCUUAACAUUCACUACGAUCGUUAUUCUGGUGAAUCUCAAGUUAGUAAAGAAAAGAUGAAGAGUGCCACUGAUCUCUUUGAGGAAAGAGGUUUAAUUCAUAUUGAUAGAGGAGCCAAAUUAAUUGAUUUGACCAAGUUCAACAAGAAAUUAGGCAAAUGUCUUGUGGCCAAAUCCGAUGGUACUUCGUUGUAUUUGACAAGAGAUGUCGGUGAAGCCAUCCAACGUUACGAGACUUAUAAGUUUGACAAGAUGAUUUAUGUUAUUGCUGCUCAACAAGAUUUGCAUUGCCAACAAUUUUUCGAAAUUGUUAAGCAAAUGGGUUUCGAAUGGGCCAAAACUUUGGAACAUAUUAACUUUGGUAUGGUCCAAGGUAUGUCUACUCGUAAAGGUACUGUUGUCUUUUUGGAUAAUAUUUUGGAAGAAACCAAGGACAAGAUGCAUGAAGUUAUGAAGAAGAAUGAAGCCAAAUAUGCCCAAAUUGAAGACCCAGAAAAGAUUGCUGAUUUGGUUGGUAUUUCUGCUGUUAUGAUUCAAGAUAUGCAAUCCAAGAGAAUCAACAAUUAUGAAUUCAAAUGGGAAAGAAUGUUAUCCUUUGAAGGUGACACUGGUCCAUACUUGCAAUAUGCCCACAGUCGUUUGAGAUCUGUUGAAAGAAACAGUAGCAUUCCUGAAUCUAAAUACAUUGAAGCUGAUCUUAGUUUAUUGACUGAACCAUGUGCUGCUAACUUGGCUAGAAUCUUGGCUCAAUACCCUGAUGUUAUUCAAAGAGCUUUGAAGACCAGAGAACCUUCAACCAUUGUUACUUACUUGUUUUCUUUGACUCAUGUUGUUUCACAGUGUUAUGAUAUCUUGUGGGUUGCUGGUCAAGAAGAGGAUUUGGCUACUGCUAGAUUGGCAUUAUAUGCUUCUGCUAGACAGGUGUUGUACAAUGGUAUGACAUUGUUGGGAUUGACUCCUGUUGACAGAAUGUAA